AUGCUUCUUCCAGCUUCGUUUUCGCGACAUAUCACUUCUCUUCGAUCGCUGAACCGGAAGUGGCAGAGACUCGUAGCGAGAAGAAAGGAAAACAAUGAUGGGCUCUCAAGUCGCAUGCUUGAGGUGUUUCUACGAACCUGGGACUUAGGCUUCACCAGUUUUGGUGGGCCUCCCGUGCAUUUUCGUAUUUUGCAUGAGAGAUUUGUGCAAGGAAAAGGAGGGAAAGACAACUGGGUAGACGAGCAGACUUACCAGGAGCUCUUUGCAAUAUGCCAGGGUCUUCCUGGCCCAGCAAGUACCAAGAUGAUCUUCUGCCUUACUUUGUUACAUGCUGGGUUUUUUCCAGCGCUAUUAGUUUUCUUCACUUGGAGCCUACCGGGAGCGAUUGGCAUGUAUGCUCUCUCCCUUGGUGUCCAGAAGAUUGACGACACCCUUCCGUUACCGGUGUAUGCGCUUCUUUCUGGAUUGAACUCCUCAACUGUUGGCAUCGUUACACUCGCUGCUGUGCAGUUAGCCGACAAGGCGAUUCGCGAUAAGCUCACUCGCAUCUUGGUGAUCUUCGGUGCAUGUGCUGGACUAUGUUAUAAUGCCCUUUGGUAUUUCCCACUCUUAAUGGUUGUUGGCGGCCUGGCAACUAUUAUCUGGGAUGGAUGGAUGAGCCAACGAAUCCGGAAGAUUAAGCUUGCAUGGAGGGGAAGACACGCAGUCCAACCUACCACUGAAACAGAGUUAGCAACUAUGCAGAGUAUUCCGAUGGAAGAGGGCGGACAAACUGCCGCUCCUAGUCAAAAUAGUGACACGACUGCAUCGCAAAUGAAUUCGGUCCGAUCGCGAAACGUUGGCCCUAGAGGCGAAUCGGCGCCGUUGAGCUCAACAGAUACUCCUGAUCAGGAUGUAGAACAGUAUCCUGCACCCGCUCAUAGUAUCCGUGUUCGAGUGGGAAUCCUCAUCAUUGUUUGUUUCCUUGCAUCCUUCAUUGGUCUUCUUGUUGGUAGGAGCGUCUCCCACCAGCCACCAUUGGCUCUUGACCUUUUCACCAACAUGUAUCUGGCUGGUACAGUCAUCUUCGGCGGCGGGCCAGUUGUUAUUCCCCUUCUUCGCUCCUAUGUUGUUGGUCCUGGCUGGGUCUCUAGUCGUGACUUUCUUCUCGGACUAGCAAUCAUUCAGGCCUUCCCAGGUCCUAACUUUAACUUCGCUGUUUAUCUCGGGGCUUUAGCAUUGCAAAAGACGCAGUUCCCAACAAUCUUUGGUGCAUUUCUGGGGGGACUUGGAAUCUUCUUGCCUGGGAUUGCAUUGGCAGUUGCUGUGCAAAGCUUUUGGAAAACCCUCCGGAAGCAAAAAUGGGUUGUCGAUUUUCUUAGAGGCGUGAACGCGACUGCAGUCGGAUUGGUAUUCACUGCUGUUUAUAGGCUCUGGGAGAUUGGGUAUCUUACUCCUGAGGCUAAUAAUGGUCAGAGCCUAGCGAAGGAGCCAUGGUGGGUUGUGAUUGCUGUUGUUACGUACGCAGAAAGUGCGUGGUUCAACGUACCAUCUGCUGUUGCGAUCGUUCUUGGUGCUAUACUGGGGCUUUGCUGGUAUGGGGCGGUUGGUCAGGCGUUGUGA
Molecule: messenger RNA, 1602 nt
Organism: Aspergillus pseudonomiae
Lineage: Eukaryota; Fungi; Ascomycota; Eurotiomycetes; Eurotiales; Aspergillaceae
Product: chromate transporter-domain-containing protein
Exons: 4
Coding region: 1-1602 (533 amino acids)
Biological process (GO): chromate transport
Molecular function (GO): chromate transmembrane transporter activity
Source: RefSeq, a predicted model, not a curated record